Molecule: messenger RNA, 480 nt
Organism: Colletotrichum lupini
Lineage: Eukaryota; Fungi; Ascomycota; Sordariomycetes; Glomerellales; Glomerellaceae
Product: 2-dehydropantoate 2-reductase
Exons: 4
Coding region: 1-480 (159 amino acids)
Cellular component (GO): cytoplasm
Source: RefSeq, a predicted model, not a curated record
AUGACAGCACAAGGCCAGCAGAUCGAGGUCCUCCUCUACGGGUUGGGGGCCAUUGGAUCAUUCUACGCCUUUAUUCUAAGCAGAGUACCGCGUGUUAGAUUCACGGUUGUUGCUAGGUCAAAUUGUAACGCAGUGAAGGAAAAUGGAAUCGUUAUUGCGAGCGAAAACCAUGGAGAGCAUAACGUUCGCCCUUACAGAGUUGUAAGGAAUGCCGCAGAGGCGGAAGCGAAGUUUGACUACAUUGUCUGCGCUCACAAAGCCAUCACCCAGGAUGCAGUCCCCGCGGAAAUUGCCCCGGCAGUUGAUGCGGAGAAAUCCACGAUCGUCAUUAUUCAGAAUGGUGUCGGUAACGAAGUGCCAUUCCGCAAAGCGUUCCCCCACACAACAAUUAUCUCAUGCGUGACCUGGACCGGAGCCGCUCAGCCGCAGCCUGGGCACAUCAAACACACAAAGUCCGAGGACAUGCAAAUAGGAUUAUAA